This is a messenger RNA of Aspergillus pseudonomiae, 585 nucleotides long. RefSeq lists its product as uncharacterized. The transcript has 2 exons. Lineage: Eukaryota; Fungi; Ascomycota; Eurotiomycetes; Eurotiales; Aspergillaceae. Bases 1 to 585 code for a protein of 194 amino acids. The record is from RefSeq and is a predicted model, not a curated record.
AUGACCAAAGCGAAGGCCUCAAACCGGGAAGACAUCUUCAUGAGUAUCAAACCCGAACAUAUGCAAAAUAUCAGUACUGGUGCAAAGAACCACGAGUACCGCCGCUACCUCCUCCCAUCGAGUGUCCGUCGCAUCUGGUUCUAUACCACCGCUCCCGAAUCGCGAAUCGCACAUGUCGCCCGCGUCUCUCACGGCAAAGUCCCUGGCGAAGUCCCAGAAAAUGGCGGUAUUGGUAACGAGGACUUCAAUGCGGGCAAAAAGGUCUCGAAAUACGGCUAUGAAAUUCUUGAUUUGUGGAGAUUGAAGGAGCCAAUUCGAUUGAAAAUGGCCCUUUCAGAGGGUUAUUUGAACGGCGCACCUCAAAAGUAUUGUUGGGUUCCACCCAAGCUCCUGGAGCGCUGUCUACUGGAUGAACAAGAUCAUAUCAUUCCGAAGGUACUGGAAGAGCGCCCUGUUGAAAGCACAAAGAACGAUGAUCUAGAAGAACCGGAGGCUCAUCUAAACAAUCCCAAGAAAACAUCCAGCUCGACUGGCACGAAACGAAAGAUAUCGGAAUUCUUCGCACCAUCAAAUGCAACGAAAUAA